AGAGGGUGGCGUAAUUUCUCACACAGCGGCGGGUUCAGGUUCCGCACACGGAUGCACAGUGGGUAGCGACUGUUGCUGAAUGCGAACGGCUGCCAUUUUGAUCUGAAAUAACUAGGAUCUGUGUUUCUUUGGCGCAAUAAUAAAUGGUUUAACUUAGUAGAUACAAUAGCUUUUUGCUUUCAGUUUUGACGCAAAAUGCUUUCCGCAGCCCAGUUACUCGAUGAGUUGAUGGGUCGAGACAGAAACUUGGCCCCCGACGAGAAACGAUGCAACGUACGCUGGGACCACGAGACCACCUGUAAGUACUAUCUCUGUGGAUUCUGCCCUGCAGAAUUAUUCACAAACACCCGGUCUGACUUGGGUCCCUGUGAAAAAAUCCAUGAUGAAAACCUUAGGAAAAUGUAUGAGAAGAGCUCCCGGUUCAUGAAGGAGGGCUAUGAGAGGGACUUCCUGCGCUACCUGCAGUCUCUCCUGGCCGAGGUGGAGAGGAGGAUCCGUAGGGGCCACGCCCGUCUAGCCCUGUCGCAGGCCCAGCAGGCCGCAGGACAGGGGCCUGGUGGUCCUGUGGGGAAGAACGAGGAGAAAGCUACAGUCCUGACAGAGAAGAUCGAGGACCUAGUCAUGCAGAUCGAGGAGUUGGGCUCUGAGGGCAGAGUGGAGGAGGCCCAGGGGAUGAUGAAACUGGUGGAACAGCUAAAGGAUGAGCGAGAGCUGCUCAGCUCCACCCCCUCGACGAUUGAGACCUUUGCGGCCCAGGAGAAACAGAUGGAGGUGUGCGAGGUGUGCGGGGCGUUUCUCAUUGUGGGAGACGCCCAGUCCCGGGUGGAUGACCACCUGAUGGGCAAGCAGCACAUGGGCUACGCCAAGAUCAAAUCCACUGUGGAGGAGCUCAAGGAGAAGUUAAAUCGGCGAUCCGAAGACCCCGCCGGAGAAGACAAGGGAGAGCUAGAAAGCAAGGACUGGGAGCGUGAGAGGGAGGAGAGGGAGACUAAGCGCAAGUUGGAAGAGGAGGAGAAAGAGAAGGAGAAGGAGAAAGAGCGUGAGAAGGAGAAGGAGAAAGAGAGGGAGCGAGUGAAGGAGCGGGAGAGAGAGAGGGAGCGAGAGAGGGAGAAGAGAGGAAGGAGGAGCCACUCGAACAGCCGCCACUCCAGCCGGGCGUCGGACCGUAAGAGGAGUCGUUCCCGGGAACGCCGGCGGUCCAGGAGCAAGGAGAGGGAGCGCAAACGUAGCAGAAGCCGGGACAGGGACCGGGAGAGGCGGCGCAGCCGGGAGCGUUCGGACAGGAAACGGCGCUCCCGUAGCCGGGAGAGGAAGAGGUCCCGCAGCUCGGAGCGCAAGUCUCACCGCCACCGGAGCCGCAGCCGGGACAAGGACAGGACGUCCAGAGACAAAGAGCGUAAGGAGCCGGAGGAGAGGAGGAGCAGCUCCAAGAAGGACGAGGUGUUAGAGGAUGACAAGCCUUCCUCUGACGUGGCCAAGCCUGGGCCCGUGGAGGCUGAGGCUCCUGCCUCCACUCUGGGCCUGGCCCUUCUGGCCAGGGUCAACGGGGCUGCUCAAGACGAACUCCAUUCUGAAGGUGACACUCAGUCCAAUUAAAACUGAUCUGAUAGGACCUCAGAUCAGGCUCAGUGCAUCGUAAGUAUGCACUGAAGAUGGAGCUAGACCGAUGAUGAGAGAAGAAGGUAGAAACAGAGGUCACAAAGCCCAGAGGGAAAGACCAGUGUAGUCCUGAAAAACAUACCUGGAGGUACCCCUCGUUUUGUAUCGGUUAUAUACAUGCAUACAUAUUAUAUAUCUCUAUAUUUGGUCUAUUGGACAAAAAUCUCUUCCAAAUUUAAAUCCAAGCAUUUCUUUCUGCCUGUAUUGCCUCUUGUAUAUUUUUUUUCUCUUCAGUGAUGGUGGCAGUAACCAUGUCUUUUAAUUUGUCGAUUUUCAUAGCCUAUGGAACGUAUUAAAGUGACUGUUUGUCUAGAAAUGUGGACAUGUAUCCACACAUAGACACUGCAUUUUACAGAUACUUUAAAAGUAAAGUGAAGCUAUAUAUGGACGGAUCCGUACUAUUUCUUUGACCUACUGAAUGCACAGUCUAAAACCAUUUUUUCUCCCACUGCCAUGGAUAUUGUGUUCUAUAUACAGCUCUCUGUUCUCUGAUAUGUAUUGUAACACAGUGUGUUGGUUAGCAUUGGGCUGAUGAUGGAAGGGUAGGGGUUAAUGAAUGAUUGCAGCUGACUUCCAUACCUCACACAGCGUUGGUGUUGAGUGAGUGAGCGACCUCAUGAAAGAAAAAGGCAAAUUAAUAAACCCUCAAGGAUCAAACUGUCAAACUAUUCAGGUACUCACCCAGGUACUCCUUUCUCUACCCACAUCCAUUUCUACUGAAUGCUGUUGCCUGUGAGCUUACUGCUCUUUAUCAUGACUAAAGCUUGAUGUGUAUUGUUUUUUGUUUCUCCUUUGCUUUUUUGGUGCUUUUUUUCAUCUUUUAAAGGUUGUUUUUGAAGUAUUUAUUAUCAGGAAGUGAUGAUGAUGAUGAUAAGAGGUACAGGUCAACUUGUUUGAUAUCCUCCAGCUGUCUAGUUUAAUUAGAUUUGGUACUUAUUAGUGGACCUGCCUUUCAGGACUUCAUUGACUUUGAAAGUGUACCAAUUUAUAUUAUUUACAUGCUGUUAAUUGAAAACACUUAAUUUUGGCCCAUGUUUGAUAUCGAUGGUUAUAUCUAUCAUCCAACUAACAUUCCUCAGUUUAGGUUUGUCUACAGUUCAUUUUAUGGUAAAGGGGAUAUCAAGCAGGUUCCAUAAUCUCAAAAUAGGAUGGUUAAAGCUUUUAAAGUUGAGUUCUAUUGCCUUAUACUGUGUCCCAAACUGAGUGUGAAGAGCAGGGCAGCCAUCGUCAGCUAAUGUCCACUAACAUUUAAGGGCUGUUGGAGAAACGUCCACAAAAUUCCAGGAUGUUCCCUCCAAAAAAUGCAAUUUAGAUUUCCCCAAUGUUUGCUAGUGUUAGAUUUAGUUUAUUUUCCAGUUCGUUAGAUUAGUUACCAUUCCUUUGUGACAUGUCUAUAGGGGGAUUUUCUGUAUGUAUAGUUGAUGAUAACAGCUUGUGGCUGCUACAAGCUGUGUUACCAGGAUCUUUGCUAAUGUGUCACCUCUUUGACCGUUUGUGCACCCCAGGGGACGCUGGGAAAUCUGGAGGAGGAAGAUCUGAAGACCACCUGUCGCUCCACCCUGAACCUGUCUCUGCGCUGCUUAAAACAAGGUGAACCACAGAUGUAGUGGCUUAUUAAAACAACUGUGACAUCUAAAUCACAACAAAAGACACGUGUGUAAAGGUGCCCUCUGUUGUCCUCCUGUUGUUUUUUUUUUUGGAAGAUCACAUUUUUAGCGCAGGACCAGACAUUCUUCAUUCAGUUUUCCGUUGUAUUUCUUUCCUUCAUCGUUUCUGAUAUAAAGGACCUUGUCUAGUAGCUGCUGAGGUAGAAUGGUACAUUAAGGCUUUUAUCUAUGUUCUGUUUCUCAUGCAGUUUUUAUGACAAAUAAAAACCGUGCUUGUUUUGGUUUGUAAUGUCAGGUUUCCACUCUUUCACGGUUUGACUUUUUUGGGAAAUCAGUUUGGGAAGUGUUUGUACAAUGUUAGUCAGGAGCAUCUCUUUCUCUCCUCUCUCCUUCCCACCCACCAGAUCUCACACCCACUGACUGAUCUCUCUAGCCCCUUACUGUAAAAUAUAGUGAGAUUGAAUUGAUCUUUUUUUGUUCUGAUUUUUAAACCUGUUCAUCUUGAUCAAUAAAAAGAGAGCUUGAAUGA
This is a messenger RNA of Oncorhynchus tshawytscha (Chinook salmon), 3795 nucleotides long. Its product is annotated as luc7-like protein 3. The record is from RefSeq and is a predicted model, not a curated record. Gene Ontology annotation, cellular component: U2-type prespliceosome; U1 snRNP. Bases 196 to 1596 code for a protein of 466 amino acids. The transcript is spliced from 10 exons. Lineage: Eukaryota; Metazoa; Chordata; Actinopteri; Salmoniformes; Salmonidae. Gene Ontology annotation, molecular function: mRNA binding. Gene Ontology annotation, biological process: mRNA splice site recognition.